AUGCUAUCCUACGGUACGUGUUUGCGCAGGACGCUACAUUCCGUCCCGCGGCGGAGACCGGCUCUCGAAUCGACAACCCUCCUUCAAGCCCGUCCCCUCCGACAGACGAUCCGCGCAUUCAGCGCUGAAGCCACGACCACAACCUCGCGGAUGCCGAGCGGAACGAAUGUACUCAAAGCUGAAAUUGAUCCUGCCGUCAAGGAGCAAGAGGAGGAGAAUGGCGUCUCGGAAAAGAAAACUAGGGAACGACUGGAGCGCAACGUCUUGAAGGAGCUCCACUACCUGCAAGAUCCGUACAAGAUUGCGGAAAGGGUCCAGGCGGCGCUCGAGAAAGACAAAUAUGACGAGGCUCUGUUUAUGACGCAGAAAGCUAGCAAGGACUAUGCAGUCGUGGUAUCCUGGAACCACUUGAUCGGUUAUAUGUUGAAGAAGCAGCAGCUGCGCAAGGCGAUAAAGCUAUAUAACGAGAUGAAGAAGCGUGCCCAGGAACCCAACGCUCGAACUUAUACCGUCAUAUUCCGUGGACUUGCCGAAUCAGAGCACCCAAAGCUUGCCGUGGCCGAGGCCGUGAGGAUAUACAACAGACUUAUCACAGAUCCUCGCAUCACGCCAAACUCGUUUCACCUCAACGCCGUCAUCAAUGUCUGCAACCGGGCAGGGGACUUGGACUCCAUGUUCUCCGUCCUCAACACCAUCGACGAUGCGCACCGGCCGCCGACAGCUUACACCUACACAACCGUCAUUAACGCCCUUCGAUACAAUGCGGGGACUGGUGUGAAGGACUUGACGGUUACCCAAAAGAAGGCAGAUAUUGUGGUUGCGAUCCGGCGCGGCAAGGCCGUGUGGGAGGAGGUCAUGGACAGGUGGCGAAAAGGACUCUUGAAAAUCGACGAGCCGCUGGUAUGCGCCAUGAUGCGCCUGCUCAUGCUGGGUACCACCCGUGAGGAGAAGAUGGAGGUGUUCGAUCUCCUGGAAGAGACCAUGGGGAUCCCCAACUUGACCAGAAAGGAUGAUGGCCCAGCCUCAAGCACGAGUGGCAAGAACUCGAGAAAUGACAAGCAAGUUGUUUCAAAGGGCUCACACGCUACCCCCGGCCGCAAUACGUUGGCUGGCGUGCUCACAGUUCUGGGAAUGGCGCGCCUGAACACGGUUGGUAUCAAGUACUGGAACCGCCUAGUACGAGAUCACCAAAUCGUGCCAGAUCGGGACUGCUGGACGCGUUUGUUUGUCAUGCUCAAGGCGGCAAAGGCCAGUGCCCACUGCACUGAGGUCCUCGCCAUCAUCCCUGACGACUGCAUCGACGCCCAGUUCUUCCGUAUGGCCAUGGAAACGUGCAUCGCCGACAACAUCAACCUCAACGCCAUCAAGAACUCGACCCGCGCCCUCGACGCCAUGAUGAAGCGUCUCCCGGUGCCUGAUCCCCACACCUUGCGCCUUUACCUCCGGGUCUCCCAAGCCUCCCACUUUCACCUACGCAACCGCUCCAGCGAGGGCGACGUCGAGGGCGCCAAGCGUGACUAUGGCAUUCAGAUCGCCCAGGCCCUCGACCGCCUCUGGAAGCCGUACCGCCAGCUCCACGACCAUUACUUCAAGGAGGUCAAGGCCGAAACGAAGAAGGACCAGGGCAUUCUAUACAACCAGCAGCGUGAGGUCAUUGCCCUCGCCCGCUUCAUGUACGGCUCCUACAACAAGAUCAUCCAGCAAGAGAUGCUUCCCGAGGCGGACCUCAAGGAGAUCCGCCCCAUCGGCGGCCGCAUCAACCGCGAGAUCCAUGCCUUCUUCCAGGACCGCGAGCUGCACGAGCCCAAACUACGCAAGCUGGGCCGCAAGUCGGCAGAGGAUGACAUGACGGGUUACCAAAGCCCCUACGAGAUCGGCGUUCACUGGGACACGACGGUGGCGGGAAAGCCACUGGAGCUCGAGAGGGAACCUGGGCCGAGGCGGGACCGCGAGCAGGGCUACAGGCAGAGACGUGACGAGGGGCGUCGUUCUUACAGAUCAAAAGAUCAAGACUUCCGGGGAGAGCCCCCGAACAACGAUGCUCGCGGUCGACGUGCUCCUAUCGAGUGGUGA
Fusarium keratoplasticum is the source of this 2073-nucleotide messenger RNA. RefSeq lists its product as uncharacterized. The transcript is spliced from 2 exons. The coding region runs from base 1 to 2073 and encodes 690 amino acids. The record is from RefSeq and is a predicted model, not a curated record. Gene Ontology annotation, molecular function: protein binding. NCBI's taxonomy places the organism in Eukaryota, Fungi, Ascomycota, Sordariomycetes, Hypocreales, Nectriaceae.